AUGAAAUUCCUGAUAUUCUUGUUCAAUGCCGUCGUCGCGACGUUUAUUCGAUUCGAUGUUCAUUUCAUAUGCUCGUUGAAGACCACCAAAGAUUUCAAUACUGAAAUCCGGUUUUUUGACACCGACGUCAUAUCUGGCGAUGAUCUUAUUGGUGGCACCUUUGAUAUAAUCGGUUCAACCGAAAUACUUGAUAAUCAUUUGACUGCGACGGGUUACUUGGAUUCCGAUGAGCUAUUCAGCUCAGGAUAUUAUAUAAAAGCUCUGAUCAGGCACGACUGCACUGAUGAUAGAAGUCUGGCGAAAUUGGUUUGGCAUAUAUCUCCGCCGUGCGAAUUCCAUAUUUUUUGUCGUUAUACUAUUAAAAGAAAUAUCACAAACGAAGCAGGAGUUCACUAUAUGACAGCUGAGUUCUAUUACGAAUAA
Messenger RNA from Caenorhabditis bovis, 423 nucleotides. The record is from the annotation of a GenBank genome assembly. NCBI's taxonomy places the organism in Eukaryota, Metazoa, Nematoda, Chromadorea, Rhabditida, Rhabditidae.